CUAUUCUCCAGGCCAUGGCCAUCUCUUUCAACAACCUAUCAUCUCUACCUAUCAAUACCUUCAUUUUCCUUUUGCUUCUUCCUUAUGCUUGUUCGAUUAAUUUCCAAAUAAACCGCUUCGAAUCGAGUGCAGACAACAUAGUCUAUCAGGGAGAUGCAGUGGCUUCUGUUGGCGCAGUUGAACUGAUUAGUAGGCGUACUUACGUAUGCCGUGUUGGCUGGGCCACUUAUGCUAAGAGAGUGCCUAUCUGGGACUCUGAUACUGGGAAGCUCACAGACUUCAGCACACAUUUCUCAUUCAUCAUUGACACAACAGGUGAAAACCCUUACGGCCAUGGGAUUGCGUUCUUUCUUGCUCCUGUUGGAUUUCAAAUCCCACCAAACUCAGCUGGUGGCUUUCUAGGCCUAUUCAACACCACAACCAGUGACUUUUCUGGAAACCAGAUUGUUCUUGUUGAGUUUGAUACAUACGUAAACCCUGAAUGGGAUCCCGAAUAUGAGCAUGUCGGGAUUAACAACAACUCAAUUGCUUCUGCUGUGACCACCCGUUGGAAUGCUAGCGUACAUAGCGGAGACACUACUGAUGUAUGGAUUGCCUCUAAAAAUUUAAGUGUUCAUUGGAGCUACCAAACUACUUCGAAUCCUAACGAAAGCACUAGUCUCUAUUACCAGAUUGAUCUGAAGGAAAUUCUGCCUGAGUGGGUCACAAUUGGAUUUUCAGCAGGUACUAGUCAACAUGGGGAGCGGAAUAUGAUUGUAUCGUGGGAAUUCAAUUCAACUUUGGAAAGAAAAGAAACUAGUGGAAACAAUGCAAAGAAGAAAAUAGUAGUAGUGGGUUUAACAGUUUCUGGCGGUGUUCUGAUAGCUGGGGUGUUUAUAGCAUUAAUUGUGAGGACUUGGAGGUGGAAGCAAAAGCAAAGGGAAACACCAGAGACAGUAAACUUAACAUCAAUCAACGAAGACCUUGAAAGAGGAGCAGGACCAAGAAGGUUCUCUUAUAGCGAUCUUGUUACAGCCACCAACAAUUUCUCUAAUGAGAGGAAGUUGGGCGAAGGAGGAUUCGGGGCUGUAUACAAAGGCUACCUAACCGAUUUAGACAUAGCAGUUGCGGUGAAGAAAAUUUCAAGCGGGUCUAGGCAGGGAAGAAAGGAGUACAUAACAGAGGUGAAGGUUAUUAGCAGCUUGAGACACCGAAAUCUAGUGCAACUCAUAGGAUGGUGCCAUGACGGAGGUCAGUUCCUUCUUGUCUAUGAGUUCAUGCCAAAUGGUAGCCUUGACAUUCACCUCUUUGGGAAGAUGUCUGCUUUACUAUCUUGGGCUGUGAGAUACAAGAUAUCUCUGGGGUUGGCCUCUGCAUUGCUUUAUCUUCAUGAAGGGUGGGAGCAAUGUGUGGUGCACAGGGAUGUAAAAUCAAGCAAUGUCAUGCUAGAUUCUAACUUCAACGUCAAGCUUGGUGACUUCGGGUUAGCGCGACUAAUGGACCAUGAGCUUGGCCCUCAAACAACUGGAUUGGUUGGAACAAUUGGUUACUUGGCUCCAGAGUAUAUUAGCACAGGUAGAGCUAGUAAAGAGUCUGAUGUUUAUAGCUUUGGUGUGGUCACCUUAGAAAUCGCUACUGGAAAAAGGUCAAUGGAUCGUAUGGGAAAGGAUUUCGAAAUGGGGCUGAUAGAGUGGGUUUGGGACCUUUAUGGAAAAGGAAAGCUUCUCUUAGCAAUGGAUGAGAGGCUGCAUUUGGAAGAAGAGAAACAAGUAGAGUGUUUAAUGAUUGUGGGACUGUGGUGUGCUCACCCUGAUAAAAGUUUAAGGCCGUCGAUAAGGCAAGCAAAUCAAGUUCUGAACUUUGAGGCAGCAUUGCCAAAUCUUCCCUCAAAGAUGCCUGUUCCAGUGUAUGAUGUACCUACACCAUCAUUCAGGUCCGGUGAUCCAUUAAUAACCACAAGCACUCAAGAAGGUCGUUGAGCUCUACACACAAUCUCAGUUUGUAACUUUGUAUAUAAAGUCAUUCUUAGUGCUUUCCAUGACAUGACUGGUUGCAUCUAUAAAUA
Messenger RNA from Prunus avium (sweet cherry), 2044 nucleotides. Its product is annotated as L-type lectin-domain containing receptor kinase IX.1-like. The record is from RefSeq and is a predicted model, not a curated record. Gene Ontology annotation, molecular function: protein kinase activity; ATP binding; carbohydrate binding. Gene Ontology annotation, biological process: protein phosphorylation. Lineage: Eukaryota; Viridiplantae; Streptophyta; Magnoliopsida; Rosales; Rosaceae.